Messenger RNA from Paramuricea clavata, 360 nucleotides. NCBI's taxonomy places the organism in Eukaryota, Metazoa, Cnidaria, Anthozoa, Malacalcyonacea, Plexauridae. The record is from the annotation of a GenBank genome assembly.
AUGGCUAAGGUCCUUGAUUUACCGGCUAUUCCACCCUUUUCUGUGUCUGAAACGAAUUCGUUGGCACAACGUUGGGACAAAUGGACGAACUCGCUCGAUUACUACAUUCGUGCUUCGGGCAUCUCCGAUCAAAAGCAAAGGCGGGCCAUUCUACUUCAUUUAGCGGGUGCAGAAGUACAAGAAAUCUUCGAGACGUUGCCUGAUACUGGCGAGGAUUACAAAACAGCGCUCGAGAAAUUGAAUGCACAUUUCAACCCGUGUAAAAACAUAGCUUUCGAACGUCAUGUUUUCAGACAAGCAACCCAACGUGCCGACGAGUCCAUGGAUGCUUUUGUAACUCGCUUGAGAACUCUUGCAUAA